AUGGCCGAUAUUGCAAUUUGCAAGAACGGGUUCAGUCCCUAUAUAGACAGCACUACAAAUGCACUGAAUCCGUGCUUUGUGUCCCUAGUGUCUAUAGGGCACGCCGGUUUUUUCAGUAUAGUAGGCGUAAUCCAACUUUGGAAUUUGUAUAGGGAAGAAAGAAUACCUCCCAACUUCAAAUAUGCAUCGUUAUGGAAAGCUACGUCUACGAAGCAGUUUCUACAUCUAACAAGUGUAUUCCUACAGUCGGCUCUUUUACUUGGCUCUCUGGCGGUAACUCCGACGCAAUCUCCGCAGAUUCUCAAAUGGAGUUGGUUGAGCCAACUGUUGCAUGUCACACUUAUUUCACUGCCGGUACAGUAUUUGCAGUAUUUUAGGUCUACGGUGGCCGUCGGUGGCCAAUUAUUUUACUACGUUACCCAGGGACUGCUGUACUUUUAUCUGAUAGGCCAGAGAAUCGGGCAUCAUCCUGACGAAGCUUUCAAUUUUGUUCCGCGCAUCCAGGGAGCGUUUUUGGAAGUGGCUCUUCUUUUGAACUCAAUGACCAUUUUCCUAUACGAUUUAAUCAGUUAUGAGCCCUCCCGUGAGUUGACAGCUUACUAUGAAGAACAUGACCUGAUACCAGAUUGCAAUAUUAUAUCGAAUUUAACAUUCACAUGGAUGAAUCCUUUAAUUAGGCAAGUGCAUCGGGAUGGGAAAAUAAAGGACCCGCACAAGAUGCCUUUACCACCAACCAACAUUGACGUUCGCCAAAAAGCUGCGCUUCUAGAAUCAAAAUGGGAGCAAGAAAAAUGGAGAGGUCGCAACUCUCUUUUCUGGGCCAUCUUCGCUUCGUUUGGUAAAACCAUUAUGCUAGGUUUGUCACUUGAAAUUCUAAAGGAUUUCGCUGUUAUUUUACAGCCCCAGCUGCUCAGAAUAUUCAUCGAACAAUUCAGUGAGGACUAUCGCUCAAAAUAUCCGGCGUUAAAUGGUGUUUUCGUUGCUGUUUCCCUCUUCUUAGUGAAAAUAUUUUCAACCUGUCUUUCCAAUCAGUUUUUCAUCAUGAUAUUCCAGGCAGGAAUGGGUAUUAGAGGAAGCUUGAUGGCUAUGGUGUAUCGUAAAUCUUUAACACUAUCUGUUGACGCCAGAAACAAUAAGGCCAGUGGUGAUAUCCUGAAUUUGAUGGCAGUGGACGUUUUACGUAUCCAAAGAUUUUUUGAAACUUCACAAGACCUCAUUGGCGCUCCAAUCGCGCUAGUUACUACUCUCAUAUCUCUCUACACAUUUCUCGGUUUCGCCACAAUUGGCGGUCUGUUAACAAUGGCGGUUAUGAUUCCAGUGAACACUUAUCUUUCCAAAAAAAUUAGAAACUUAAUCAAGACUCAAAUGGAAUACAAAGACGCUAGAAUAAAAACUGUGACCGAAAUUUUGAACUCUGUCAAAAGUAUCAAAUUAUACGCAUGGGAAAAACCAAUGUUAGAACGUCUGAACCAUGUUAGAAAUGAUUUGGAACUUUCUAGUAUGAGGAAAAUUGGCAUUGUAGAUAAUUUGAUUACAUUUGCAUGGAAUCUGGUUCCCGUGAUGGUGGCAUGCUCAACAUUUGCGAUCUUCUCGGUAACAAUGGAUGUUCCACUUUCUCCUCAAAUCGUUUUCCCAUCGUUGACACUUUUCAACAUUCUAAAUGAAUGCGUAUAUUCUAUUCCAACAACCAUAACGAAUUUCAUUGAAACAAGUGUGUCUGUAGGAAGACUCAAGGACCUUUUAUUGGCGACUGAUACAGACCAGUCGUUCAUCGAAUACAGGGAGUCCUCCAAGGAUUCCAAAGAGCCCGCAUUGGAGAUUUCUAAUGCCACUUUCCUUUGGAGAACACAAGAAACUGAGAAAGAGUCCAGUCAACAUGAUGAGGAGGCAGAAGUAGAAACGCCACGCAUAGCUCUCAAAGAUAUUGACCAUUUCGAAGCUCGUAAAGGAGACAUCACAUGUAUUGUUGGAAGGGUAGGCUCCGGAAAAUCGUCAUUCUUGAGUGCUUUACUUGGACAUUUACCUUGCGUCAGUGGGGCACGGAAGCAGCUCCCACCGAAAUUUAUAAUGCGCGCGAGUUCUAUCGCCUACUGUCCGCAGCAACCCUGGGUCAUGAAUGCCACUGUUAAAGAAAAUGUUCUAUUUGGUCAUCGCUUUGACGAGACCUAUUAUCGUGCAACAUUGGAUGCUUGUCAACUCGGGCAGGACUUGAAGAUUUUGCCGGAUGGAGAUGAAACCGUGGUUGGCGAGAAAGGAAUAUCCUUAUCUGGUGGUCAGAAAGCCAGGCUGUCGCUUGCCAGAGCGGUAUAUUCGAGAUCGGAUGUAUAUCUACUGGAUGACAUUCUAAGCGCCGUCGACGCUCAAGUCAGCAAGAGUAUCAUCGACAAUGUUUUGGAUAGAACUAAUGGUCUUCUCAAAAACAAAACCAUCAUUUUAUCAACUAAUUCGAUCACAGUUUUGAAACAUUGCCAAAGCAUAUAUGCUCUGCAACAUGGAGAAAUUGUUGAAACUGGUUCCUUCGAGGAUGUUAUGAAAAGAGGAAAAGAAUCGGUCCUUAAAGUACUGAUUGAGGAGUUCGACUCGGAUACAUCUUCGCCUGCUUUGAAUACAGAAGAAGCGUCGAAAGAGCAAGAGGUUAUAUCUCUGGUAAACGAAGAGACGCUGAUAGAUGAGGACAUCGCUGAGUCCGUUAACUCACUAGAAGUUGUGAAUAGACAGCUAGGUGUGAUUGUUUCAAGAAGAGCUUCUCUCGCAACCCUCAGACCACAUCCUAUCACUGAUAUGAAUAAGGAUACGAGGAAAACAGCUCAAGAAGCCGAAAAAACACAAGAGGGUCGGGUCAAAACUGCAGUCUACAUCUCCUACAUUAAGGCUUGUGGACCUAUUGGUGUUGCUUUGUUUUUCGCGUUUCUCGGCCUAGAAAGAUUCUUCGAAGUUAGUGAGAGCUUCUGGUUGAAGCACUGGUCCGAGAAAAACGAAAAAACUGGCUACAACAAAGAUGUUGUGUUCUACGUUGGUAUUUAUGCCCUCAUUGCGAUAGCAUCAGCUCUCUUUAAUGUUUUGCGUUAUAUUAUUUUGCUGCUGUAUUGCUCUCUUCGUGCUUCUCGCAAACUUCACGACAAUAUGGCGCAAUCUGUUCUGCGGAGCCCGAUGUCAUUCUUCGAAACCACGCCAGUAGGUCGCAUUAUCAAUCGGUUCUCAAGCGACGUUAAUUCCGUCGAUGAUGGGUUACACUUCAUUUUCUCCUUCUUUUUCUACUCAUUACUGGACUACGUGGUUGUGAUUGUGCUCAUAGGCUAUAACAUGCCUUGGUUUUUGGUCAUAAAUGCUGGAUUGCUGCUGUUGUAUCUUUACUACCAAACAUAUUAUAUCACGCUCAGCAGAGAGUUAAAACGACUAAUGAGCACCACAUUCUCUCCAAUAAUGUCAACGCUGAGCGAAACUUUAGCCGGUCACACAGUCAUUAACGCAUAUGAUCAUUUCAGAAGGUUCGAAUAUUUGAAUUUUGAAAAUGUCCAGUUCAACAUCAACUGCGUUUACAACUUCAGGUCCACGAAUAGGUGGCUUUCAGUUCGUCUUGAAUCCAUUGGUGCUUUCAUUAUUCUUUCUACCGCCCUCCUUUCCCUGGCUACUAUUACAACGUCACGUCCUAUGACUGCAGGAUUGGUGGGGCUUCUGAUGAGCUACGCCAUUGAGGUGACCACCGAUUUAAUGUGGAUUGUCAGAAUGUCUGUGCAAAUUGAGACAAACAUUGUUUCCGUCGAACGUAUUAUUGAAUACUGCGACCUCCCUUCAGAGGCGCCGGCAGUGAUUGAGUCAUGCCGACCACCAAAAAAUUGGCCAUCGUCGGGACUUAUUGAAUUUAAAGGCUACUCAACGACAUACCGUCCUAAUCUGCCACCUGUUCUGAAAAAGAUCAACCUCACCGUGAAACCUCAAGAGAAAAUUGGUAUUGUGGGAAGAACGGGUGCUGGUAAGUCGACUCUAUCGCUGGCGCUUUUUAGACUUUUGGAACCCUCUGAGGGCACCAUUGUUAUCGAUGGUAUCGAUAUUGCGAAGCUAGGUCUGUCUGAUUUACGAAGCCACCUCGCAAUCAUUCCUCAAGAUGCGCAAGCCUUCGAAGGCACUAUAAGAAGCAAUUUAGACCCCUUCGAACAGUUUAGCGAUGAAGAAAUAUGGAAAGUGCUCGAGCUUUCUCACCUAAAGCCUCAUAUAGCCAAAAUGGCCGCUGACUCUGAAAGUGUUGAAGGCGGGGACAUGCUAAAAAUCAAAAUCACCGAAAAUGGUGGAAACUUGUCGGUUGGUCAACGCCAACUUUUGUGUCUUUCGAGGGCAUUACUCAAUCAGUCCAAAAUAUUGGUGCUGGACGAAGCUACAGCGGCUGUCGAUCUAGAAACUGACAAGCUCAUUCAAGAAACUAUUCGAUCUGCCUUCCAAGAGCGCACAAUUUUAACAAUUGCACAUCGGAUUGACUCAGUCAUGGACUCAGAUCGUAUAAUGGUCUUAGAUCAAGGUGAAGUCAAAGAGUUUGACGCGCCUGCCGUCCUUCUAAAAGACCGUAACACAAUUUUCUACAAUCUUUGUGAAAAGGGAGGUUACCUGAAAUAG
Lachancea mirantina is the source of this 4608-nucleotide messenger RNA. The record is from the annotation of a GenBank genome assembly. NCBI's taxonomy places the organism in Eukaryota, Fungi, Ascomycota, Saccharomycetes, Saccharomycetales, Saccharomycetaceae.